Messenger RNA from Acaulospora morrowiae, 1416 nucleotides. Lineage: Eukaryota; Fungi; Glomeromycota; Glomeromycetes; Diversisporales; Acaulosporaceae. The record is from the annotation of a GenBank genome assembly.
AUGAAUAUAAUAAAUACUCCAAGAAUAUUUUCGUUCUUACUAUUCAUAUUGUACGAUCUCAUAAUAAAUGUUAAUGCCACGGAAAUAACAAUAGAAGUAGGAAAUAACGCGUUCGUUUUCAGUCCGCAAACUGUUAUUGCCAGUAUUGGUGAUAAGAUAACUUGGAGAUGGCAUGGAACCAAAUACACAGUAACCGAAGCCGAUGCCCAGGGAUCUUGCAUAAAAUCCACAAAGCGGAAUGACUUUGAUUUCGUCGGACAAGCUAACAAUGAGGUACACUCUUUUGUGAUCCCUGCGAACUCUCCCAAUCGACUUUUCUACUUUGACCAAAACAACUGUGCUAAAGGAAUGUAUGGCAUCAUAGAUGUCAAUUCCAUAAUUUUCCUACCAUCUCCAAAACCAAUCCCCACAGUUUCGUCAUCAUCUCAAAAUUCAACCUCCACAGUUUCGUCAUCAUCUCAAAAUCCAACCUCCACAGUUUCAUCGUCGUCUAAAAAUUUAACCUCCACAGUUUCAUCGCUGUCAACCCUCACAGAAUCAAUAUCUCCCACGAAAUUAAUAGCUUUCACGCGAUUAAUAACUUCCACGUUAAAACCGAACUUUCCGGCUACAGCCAAACUUUCAAAUGCGGGAGGUUCGGAAAACAAGACAUCGAUAGUAGUAGUGUUAGCAACUAUUGGAGUUGUACUUAGUCUAGUGAUAUGUGGUGCAGCGGUCAUGAUUUCUCAUCGCGGUAAAAAAAAGUCAACCAAUAGGUUAAAUAACAAUGUCCCAGGUAUGGGACGGUUCGGAGGAAAUAACAUUGAUAGGGGAGAUGUGAUAGAUGCCAAUGAAAAUAUUUUAUCUUCAACGCCGCGGCCCACGGUUUCUACAACGAAUAGGAAUUUAUCAUCACAUUCUAGAAGUCCUCCAUUAAGAAAUAACAAGCCAAUUUCGCAUCCAGUAGAACAUGUAAACUCUAUGGCAAACAUUUCACCGUUUGAUGAAAUAAUGUGGAAAAAUCGACCAAGCAUCCCGUUGUCAGUUGUACAGAGGAAUUCCAUGACGAUGCCAACGCCGAUGAGAAAUAUACCACCGAAUAAUACACCACCACAUUCGCUAUCAUUUACGCCAAAUGUUUAUAGGUACAAUUCUUAUAGUGAUCUGGCAAGAAACUCAAGAAAUGAGAGGUUCAGAAGCAUUCGUUCAAUAUGGAACGAUCACGACCCAGUAAAUAACGAAAUGGGAGGUGGUGAUAAUGUUGUAAGAACACGACCAUCGAAUAGAUCUUUGGCAUCGCCAAUACCGGAAGGGGGUGAUGAAAGAGAGAAGGAAACAGUUCAAAUUAAUGGUAUUACAAGGGUAGUUUCAGAUCCAGAGAAGAUGCGAAGAUUGGUUGCAAGAAAGAUGAUUUCUCAGAUGGAUGCGGAUCAAUAA